Messenger RNA from Plasmopara halstedii, 3237 nucleotides. RefSeq names its product sodium potassium-transporting atpase subunit. Gene Ontology annotation, molecular function: ATP binding; ATP hydrolysis activity; P-type sodium:potassium-exchanging transporter activity. The record is from RefSeq and is a predicted model, not a curated record. The coding region runs from base 1 to 3237 and encodes 1078 amino acids. Gene Ontology annotation, biological process: potassium ion import across plasma membrane; intracellular potassium ion homeostasis; sodium ion export across plasma membrane. The transcript has a single exon. Gene Ontology annotation, cellular component: membrane. Lineage: Eukaryota; Oomycota; Peronosporomycetes; Peronosporales; Peronosporaceae.
AUGAUAGCUAGACCGUCUUUUGCAGACCCAUUGCAAGCCAAGCUCGGGAUUGCGUGGAGACCAUCUCGUGGUCCUCGUGGAUCAUCUGCUUUAGAUCUAAUUCGAAGUGAAGGUGAGCGGUAUUGGCAAGCCUAUACGAAACUAGAAGAUUUAUCUACUCGUGAGGUUCGAAGUCGCAUCUCACCAUCUAAUCUCGAACAAAGUCAAGGACUGACCGAAAUUGCGGUCGGAGAAGUCCGAAAAGUAUGUGGGUAUAACCGUUUGUCACCACCAAAGACUAUUCCGGACUACAUUCUGUUCUUUCAGCAAUUUCUCAACAUGUUUAUGAUUCUUCUUUCGACAGCUGCAAUACUUAGUCUGAUUGCUUUUUUUAUCAACACAUCAGCCGAAAUGAACCUUUAUCUAGCAAUUCUUUUAUUCGCCGUGGUGCUUGGUACUUGUACUGCGACUUUCUUACAAGAACGGUCGACUGGUAAGGCAAUGGAUUCGUUUAAGAAUAUGCUUCCAGCUCAAAGCACCGUAGUACGUGAUGGUGUUAGCCAAAUGAUUCCAGCUGAAGAGCUAGUUGUGGGAGACUUAGUGUGGGUCCGUAAUGGAGACAAAGUUCCUGCCGAUAUCAGAAUCCUGCAGUGCAAUAAUCUCAAAGUCGAAAAUUCCUCUCUUACCGGCGAGUCUGAGUUAAUCACUUUGACAUCAGACGUUCAGGAUCAUUCUGUCGCUCAUUUGGAGUGCAAAAAUAUUGCAUUUAAUGGCUCACUAUGCUUUGAUGGGGCUGCAUUAGGUUUAGUUUUAACAAUUGGCGACAAGACGGUUCUUGGACAGAUUGCUAAGCUGACAACCUCAGCAACUCUUUCUGAAACAAAUAUGCAACGUGAAGUCAAGGGUUUCGUGCGCUUUAUCGCUGUUUUAGCUCUUGUUAUGGCUAGUAUUUUAUUUAUUCUCGGUGUCAUUCACACUGAUGGGAAAGAUAUCUUGAUCACGUUCGUUGACGGGUUUUUGGUCAUUUUAGUUGCUAACGUACCUCAGGGAUUACACGUCACAGUGACGUCGUUAUUAACCAUUACUGCUAGUCGACUCGCUUCAAAGAAUGUGUUUGUUAAGCGUCUGGAUUGUGUGGAGACAUUAGGCUCAAUUUCACUUAUUGCCACAGACAAGACGGGGACACUCACGAAGAAUGUCAUGACUGUCACGGAUAUUUGGACUGGACGCGAGUUUAUUGCCCAACCGUCAGAACAAUGCACUGAGAUUGUUCCGGAUACAACGACAGAUUUCUUAACAGGCAUGACACCUAAAGCAAUCUUGACACGUGGGGCUGCGUUAUGUAAUCGUGCAGCUCCAGAUCUUAGUCAACCGGCAAGCAUUCACAUAAUAAUCGACGAGUCUUUGGAUUCUGGAACUGAAAUGAAAAGUGAAUCACCGACGCCCACUUCACCAAAAAUACGAAGCCCGUCGAUGAUACGGAAGCAACGGACUUUAACAACAACUCGUCAGUAUACGGGUAAUCCUUCCGAUAUCGCAUUGCUUCGGUUUGCGGAUUUAAAUUUCUCGGCAGACAUCACACGAGAGGAAUACCCUUUGCUUUUUGAAAUACCUUUUAAUUCGACAAACAAGUGGCAGCUUGUGAUUGUCCCUGCUCCAAAUGAAAAGACCACCCAACGCAGUUUUGAUGUGUAUAUGAAAGGCGCUCCUGAAGUGAUUAUCAAUCGAUGUAGUUCAUUAUUAUCUGCUUCAGGCGAGGAAAUUCCAUUGGAUGAGAUACUGAAGACUGAAUUUUCACAUGCUUAUGAAUCAUUCGGUAGAAAGGGACGACGUGUUAUCGCUUUGGCUGUACGGCGAUUUGUUGCCCCGAUUGAUACUCAUUUUACGGCUGAAGAGGGUAAUUUUCCUUCUGAAAAGUUAUGCUUCGUUGGUAUUGCAGCUAUUAUGGAUCCACCACGGGAUGAUGUACCCGAUGCCAUUGCCAAGUGUAAAGCUGCUGGGAUUAAAGUAUUUAUGGUCACUGGUGAUCAUCCUUUAACUGGACGAGCAAUCGCGUCAGAAGUUGGACUCCUUGACGAGACAGCACGCAUAUUAGAACUGGUGGAUCCCCCUUCCACUAGCAUUUCUGUUAAGCUUCCCGCAGAUUUCGAAACGUACACUGGCGCAGUUGUUCACGGUGGCUAUGUCAAUGCACUUUCAAAAGAUGAUCUUAAAGCCAUUUUGCGCUUAAAGUCAGUGGUAUUCGCUCGAACGACACCCCAACACAAACUUCAAAUUGUCAAAUUGAGUCAAGAGGUUGGCGAAUGUGUCGGUGUGACUGGCGAUGGCGUGAAUGAUGCACCUGCUUUAAAGCAAGCGGAUGUAGGUGUUGCAAUGGGUAAGAACGGCAGUGACGUUGCUCGACAAGCUGCCGAUAUCAUUUUAAUGGAUGAUAAUUUUUCAUCCAUUGUGCGUGGUGUUGAACAAGGACGUAUGAUUUUUGACAAUGUGAAAAAGACUAUUGCGUACACUCUAACACAUUUGUGGCCCGAGAUAUUGCCGCUAGCAAUUUAUUUGGCAUUGGGAAUGCCAACUGGAAUGACUGCAUUGCAGAUCUUAAGUAUUGACCUUGGGACGGAAUUGGGACCUGCAGUGUCAAUUGCACAUGAAGUAGGCGAGCAUGAUAUUAUGCAGCGUCCACCCCGUGACAUUAAGAAAGAUCGGUUAAUUUCAAAAGCUCUUUUGAUCUAUUCCUAUAUUGUUGCUGGUAUGAUCAAUGCUGGAGGGUGUUUGCUCGCUUACGCUGCUGUAUUUUGGCGUCAUGAUAUUACCUUCAACGACUUAUUUAUGAGUGCAGACAAAUUUUGGAAUAAGACAGCGGAACUAUUGUGUGUAUCCGAUUCAAAGUGUUUUGAUGCCAAAGAUCAGAUGCGGAUAUUGGCAGAAGCCUGUGCAUCGUGGUACAUUGCAUUGGUUGUGUGCCAGUUUUUUCACAUCUGGGUCGUCAAGACUCGACGCACUUCGGUGUUUAAAGCUGGAAUUUUUAAAAAUAUUGUUACAAUUUAUGGCGGAGCAAUAGAGAUCGUGAUUGUGCUGUUGGUUGUAUAUGUUCCAGGCAUCCAGUCAUUCUUUGGAACAGCCACAGUUGACUAUGUCCCAUGGCUAAUUGGCUGUGGUGCAGGUUCUAUCACAUGGCUUUACAGCGAACUAGUCAAAUUUAUAGCAAGAGGACAAGUGCCUGGACAAGAAAAUCGCCUUGCUCAAUGUGUAGCGUGGUAA